AUGGCAAGUUGUGAAUCUGUUACUGUGCCGACUUGCCUUUUGAAUCUAGAUACCAGAGAGAAUAUUAGACCAGUUAUUAGUUGGUACAUUUCUCAACAUAAAUGCGCAAUAUUACCAUACAUCGAUAACAUCAACAUAUACGAAAAAUUCAAAAUACAGAGAGUGAUUAUUUUUGUAGCAAAUUAUCCCCAAAUAUACGACGAGAGUGUCAAAAUAGCGGAAAGUGUGUUAUAUAAAGUGGACAUGGAAAUAUCUUUUGUUAUAUGCGAAAGAGUAAUUAACAAAAAGUUUUUAAAUCGAUUACUGCCACAUAUUUGGUCGAAACAUAUAUCUAAGUUCAUCGUAGUUUUCGUUCAUAAUAAGUUACAGGUAUAUACGUAUAACCCUUUCAAAGAUAAUUCAAUUGUGAGAAUCAAACAUUUCGGAGAACGUUGUCAAAAACUUUUUGAAGAUAAAACAAAGAAUAUGUACGGAUAUCCGAUAAGAGUAUUAUUUUUCAAACGACCACCCUAUGCUUAUUUAAAUAAAUAUAACGUUUGGGCUGGUGAGGAUGUUGCCAUUUUGAAUCUAAUAUCGAAACAACAAAAUUCUACUACCACCAUUCUAAAUACAGAUGGAACUCUUACAGAAUCAGAUGUUGGAAAAUACCUAUAUUAUAAUAAAAUUGAUUUAUUCAUGGUAAGGGUAUUUGAGUGUUUCUAUUGGGAAAAUUCCUCUUCAUCUUAUCCAUAUGGUAUCGAGGAUGAAGUAGUUUUAGUACCUAAACCGAAAGGACGACCUUUAUAUCAACAAUUUUUCAAAAUAUUCUCAAAAGAAGUUAUUAUUAUCGAUAUUUUAUUGAUGUUAAUUGUAUCUUUAUUAACGUAUGCGAGGCAAACACGACAAAAUCGAAUGGAUAUUGUGAAAUAUAUUUUGAACGGUUCCUUGAUCCUGGUUAACGCACCGAUACCUGGCUUCAACAAAAUUAACGACAAAAUCAAAUAUCUCAUUAUUUUAUGGAUAUUUGGUGUGGUAGUUAUAAAUACGCAAUUUAAUUGCUCUUUAACGAGUAUGUUGGUGAUGAAUAGAACAGAAGGAACGAUAAAAACUUUAGAAGAAUUGAGAGAAAGCAACUUUAAAAUUUCUAUUAAUGAUUAUUUUCUCAAAAACGGAUAUGUGCCGGAUUCGUUAGGAUUGAAAGAUAAGUUGCUUCCUGUUAUUCAAACCGAAAUAGAAAUAUUUGAUUCAUCACGCUAUGACGAUUUGGCUUUUGUAAUUCGAAGGGACAUUGCCGAAUAUUUUAUUAAUAAUUAUAAAUUCAAUAAAGGUGAUACUAGAUAUGAUAUACUGAAAGAAUCUUUAAUUCCAGGUUAUAAUGUGUAUGUUUUUCAAAAAAACUCACCUUAUAUUAGCAAAUUUAAUAAGUAUUUGUUAAGAUUGAAACAAUUCGGAUUCAAUUUUAAAGAUAAGAAAUUUAAAAUCAAAGUUACACCCGAUAAAACAAGAAUUCUAACUUUCUCUCAUUUAAUUGGUGUACUUAUGAUUUAUACGUUUGGAAUGUGCGUGGCAUCAUUAGUAUUCCUUGGAGAACUAUUAUGGAAGAAAUAUAACAAAUAA
Diorhabda carinulata is the source of this 1596-nucleotide messenger RNA. RefSeq lists its product as uncharacterized. The record is from RefSeq and is a predicted model, not a curated record. Lineage: Eukaryota; Metazoa; Arthropoda; Insecta; Coleoptera; Chrysomelidae. The transcript is spliced from 2 exons. Bases 1 to 1596 code for a protein of 531 amino acids.